Melozone crissalis (California towhee) is the source of this 1722-nucleotide messenger RNA. RefSeq names its product adenosine deaminase domain containing 1 (gene ADAD1). Lineage: Eukaryota; Metazoa; Chordata; Aves; Passeriformes; Passerellidae. Gene Ontology annotation, cellular component: cytoplasm; nucleolus. Gene Ontology annotation, molecular function: double-stranded RNA adenosine deaminase activity; tRNA-specific adenosine deaminase activity; double-stranded RNA binding. Gene Ontology annotation, biological process: adenosine to inosine editing; RNA processing. The transcript has 11 exons. Bases 1 to 1722 code for a protein of 573 amino acids. The record is from RefSeq and is a predicted model, not a curated record.
AUGGCGAGCAGCACUGGCUGCUUUGAGGGUGCGGCAAUGUUCGCCUUCGACCCCGCACCUGAGAAGAUUUUGCUCCCCGACGUUCUCAGACAGCCAAUUUCAAAGGAUCUCUCCGAGCCUGUGGUUGCAAGGCUGAAUCCUCCACCUUGUGUGAUGUGCAAUGAACCGGGGGUGAUGAAAAAUCCAGGACAUUUUCUUUCUGAAGGAGCUGACACCACCACAUUUUCAGCCUUUCCCUCGCAGAAUGACCUGGAUUUGAUUGAGAGAUACAAACAGGGAGUAAUAAACUCAGUGUCUGCCUUGCAUCUGUUUGCCAAAACACACCACCUGCAGCUUGAAUUGAAAGAAACCAGCGUGGCAGGCGACGUCAUAAGGCCUUACUUUGCCUUUUGUGCUGUGAUAAAUGGGGUUUGCUACAAGACUGGGCUGGGAAAGAACAAGAAGGAAUCUAAAUUAAAUGCAGCUAAACUGGCUCUUGCUGAGCUACUCAACUUGGAGAAUACAGGGGCAAAGUCUUUUGAAGAUUCAGCUUUUUCCUGUGUUCCUGCUGAGCCUCGACCUCCAGGAAACUCUGCUUGUGUUUCAAGAACUGGAGGAGAACAUAUCUAUCAAAAGCUCUCACAAAUGCUGGAGGAAGUGUUCAACCGCCUGACUAGCCAACACCCCGAGUACCAAAGCUGCGGCAGCUCCCUGGCUGCCUUCAUCAUUGAAAAGGGUGGGCAGCACGAGGUGGUGGCUCUGGGGACAGGAGAGUGCAACUACAGCCGGCGCGUGGAGUCCUGCGGGAGGCUCCUGCACGACAGCCACGCCAUCGUCACUGCCCGGCGCUCCCUGCUCAGAUACUUGUACAGGCACCUUUUGCUGUUCUAUAACAAAAAUCCAGCCAAGGCAGAGAGAUCCAUAUUUUGCACAGCACCAGGCUCGAAGCUGCUUACCUUAAAGCAGAACAUAACUCUGUCUCUCUACAUGAACCAGCUUCCAAAAGGAACUGCUCAGUUAAAAUCAGAGGUGCAUCUCGGUCCCCAGUCCAUCUCUGCUUACGAAGCCAGCGAAGAGCUGAGUCUGCACGUUGCCCUGGAAGGCAGGAUUUACCUGGCUGUCUGCUGUCCCCCCAAGACUGUCAGAGUGAGCAGCAUGUCAGCUGGGGACAAACUCACCAAGUGGGAGGUGGUUGGUCUUCAGGGAGCCUUGCUGAGCCACUUCAUCGAACCCGUGUACAUCAGCAACAUUCUCGUGGGAAAUGGAAGCUGUAAGGACACAAAAGGACUGGACAUUACCAUAAAGCAGCGUCUUGAUGAUGAACUCAUUUCGAAGCUUCCUGAGCAUUACCUGGUCAACAGAUCUCACAUUUACUUGGUGAAAGCUGCACUGCCAAUCCAAACAGAUUUGAACCAGUGGUCGCUUAGUUUGAAUUGGACAUUGUCAGAUGCAUCCUUAGAGGUUGUGGAUGGAUUAAGUGGGAAAACCACUGAAAGCUCCCCGUUCCGCAGCGGCACCUGCCUGGCCAGCCGCCUGUGCAAGGCCGCCAUGUUCAGCCGCUUCAGGAUGCUCGCCAGGGAAGCAGCACGGGCCGACCUGCUCCAGUUCCCAACGUACCAUGAGGCAAAGAUUAAAUCUCAGUUGUACCAGGAAGCCAAAAGCUUGCUGCAGAGCUACCUAGAGCAGCACAGCUACGGAUCGUGGAUUGUGAAGUCUCCGCAUAUUGAACAGUUCAGUGAUUGA